AUGAAGGGACUUGUUGGUGGUAUUCCUCUGGCUCUGCUGGUUGCAGCCCUCCAGGCCCAGGCCAUGGAGCAAGGCACUGGCCAUGUUGAUGCUGCUCUGCCCUACAAAGCUAAAGCCGGUGGCACUGCGAUUGGAGGUCCUUCAGGCCAUGACUUGGAUUCAACCUUUGGCCCGCUCAGCAAAACUGUAAACACGAAUACCAACGGUUAUGAAAAGACGACAGACGACCACUCCAUCAAGAUCAGUGACAAGACCAGCCCUGCGACGUACGGUGUUGCUCUUGGUCCUGGCGCCGGCCCAUUUCCUAAGCUCCCACCUGGCGGUGCUGCUGGAGCUGGUCCUUUCCACAAGCGCGACUGGCCUCGCGGUGGCACUGCCAUUGGAGGCCCAUCUGGUGAUGAUGAAGGCCAGAGCUUCAACUUGCCCAUCACCGGUGUCUUUAACACUGAGGUGACUGAGAUCAACAAGGACGAUCACUCUAUUAAGGUCAAGGACAAGAACAUUAACGCUCCUGUGGUCAUUAGCCACCCUGGCCCGGAGUUCGUCCAUGGACCUGAGACUGGUUAUCGCACAGCCUCUGGCGACGACGCUAAACCUGAACACUUCCACGUCCCUGCCACUGAGUACGGCAAACGUUGGGACGAAUUUGGUGGAACCGCCAUCGGUGGACCCAGUGGUGGUGAUGGCGACAACUUUGAUGAAGGCCAUGGUGAUGCUUCCCCGCCCCCAUAUGUCGGCGGAGGAACUGCUCUUGGCGGUCCUUCCGGCGAUGAUGAAGGCAUUAGCUUUGGCGCCCCGGUGAACGUUGGCAUCAACACCAAGGUUAAGGAGUACAGCAAGGACGAUCACUCCAUCAAUCUGAAGCAUGAGGAUAUUUGGUACAAGCGUGACUGGGACCCAAGGGACGGAACCCCCUUCGGCGGCCCUAACGGCCUUGACGAGUUCGGCGACGCCGCCCCAUAUGAAUCUGAGGGCGGUGCCCCCAGCCGUGAUGAAAGCCACCCUGGAAACCAUCCAGACGUCGUCGGCGGCACUGCCAUCGGCGGUCCUUCAGGAAAUGAUGGCGGCCAGAGUUUCAACAUGCCCAUCUCUAUUGAGACCAACACUGAUAUCAAGGAGAAGUACCAGGACGACCACUCCAUUGAUAUCAAGCACGAGGAAGUCUAUGCACCACCACACUUCGGUGGCGGCCCCGGCCCCUACGUUCCCGAGGGUGGUAUCUUGCCAUUCGACCGUCGAGCAGUCAGAAACCCAGCCCCUACUGCUGACCGUGUCGCUGAAGGUCCCGGUGGUGGUGGUGGUGGUACCGCUGAGGGUGGCCCUUCCGGUGAUGACGAUGGAAUCGAUUUCAACGACCCCGAGAACCUUGGUAUCAGCACAGAUGUCGACGAGAAACACCAAGACAAUCAUGCCAUCAAGAUUGAUGAUACUGAUAUUCACGCCCCUCAACCGGUAUAUGCAGAAGUUCCUGAGAUGCCAUGGAUGUCGUAUCCUUCUCAGCCUAAGCAGCCACAGCCAGAGGCUCCUAAACCUCAUGCUCAUAUCACUCCUAAGCCUCCUGUUGCUGAGCCAGCUCCUCCUGCUCCGGCUCCUGAGGAACCAGAGACACCGAAGGAAGCGUGGAGUGCUCCUCCGGCACCACCAGCGCCUGCUGUUGCCCCUCCAUCAGAAGCUCCCCAGGAGUCAAAAGAAGAGUGGACUGCUCCUCCAGCACCUGCUGCUGCCCCUCCGUCAGAGGCUCCCCAGGAGCCAAAAGAAGCAUGGAGUGCCCCUCCAGCUCCAGUCGUUGAGGAGGCACAUGUUACCCCCGAGCCUCAAACUCCCCCUUGUACAACAAGGACUGAGGAGAUUCUGCUCACUGUGACCAGGACUGCACACAAGCAGGUCCACCCGACUGAGACUGUAUAUGCAGAGCUUGUUCCCUCUCAUGCCGUCGAGACCGCCCCGUCUGUCGCUGUGCCCGUGGCUAAUGAACCCGCUGCGAAGGUCGUGGAGUCUACCGCCGCUGUACCUCCCCCGGCCGCAGCCCCAACGCCAUUCGACGAGUCCCCUGGGUCUUCUUCCAGCUGGUCUCCUGCCUCCGCCCCAACCGACGCUUGGUCUUCUCCUCCCGCUCCAACUGAUUCCUGGUCUUCUGCUCCCACUCCCACAGAAACUCCUUUCCAAGCACCAAAGGAAGAAUGGAGCGCCACUCCAACGGGUUCUUGGUCUUCUGCUCCCACUUCAACUGAUGCUUGGUCUUCUCCUCCCGCCCCAACUGAUUCCUGGUCUUCUGCUCCCGCUCCCACAGAAACUCCUUUCCAAGCACCAAAGGAAGAAUGGAGCGCCACUCCAACCGGUUCUUGGUCUUCUACUCCCACUUCGGCUAAUGCUUGGUCUUCUGCUCCUACUCCUACAGAAACCGCCUUCCAAGCGCCAAAGGAAGAAUGGAGUGCCACCCCAACCGGUUCUUGGUCCUCUACUCCCACCCCAACCGAUUCUUGGUCUUCUAAUCCCACUUCAGCUGAUGCUUGGUCUUCUGCACCCACUCCAGCCGAUUCUUGGUCCUCUACGUCCACUCCAACUGAAGCUUGGUCUUCUGCUCCUACUCCUACAGAAACCGCCUUCCAAGCGCCAAAGGAAGAAUGGAGUGCCACCCCAACCGGUUCUUGGUCCUCUACUCCAACCCCAGCCGACUCUUGGUCCUCUACUCCCGCUCCAACUGAUGCUUGGACUUCUCCCGCUGCUUCAUCCCCCAUUCCUACUCCUGAAACCCCUAGCUCUGAAUCUGAGGCCCCAUUGAGCCCCAGCGCCGCAUGGUCCAUGGUUCCCGUCAAUGUCCCCACUAGCUCCAUGGUUUCCAUGGUCAUGGCAACUCCAUCCGCAAGCAUGGCCGCCAUGGUUCCUAACGGUGUUUCACCCGACCCAAGUUCGUUCGCCGGGCCCUCACCCUCCUCCAUCGCUGUGUUCAAGGGUGCGGCUACUCAUGUCACUGGUGGAAUUGUCUCAGUUGCUGCGGCAGUUGUCGGUGUUCUUGCUUUCAUCCUGUAA
This is a messenger RNA of Penicillium taxi, 3030 nucleotides long. RefSeq lists its product as uncharacterized. The transcript has 2 exons. The record is from RefSeq and is a predicted model, not a curated record. The coding region runs from base 1 to 3030 and encodes 1009 amino acids. Lineage: Eukaryota; Fungi; Ascomycota; Eurotiomycetes; Eurotiales; Aspergillaceae.